GCUUCGCUGCUGGGAUUGUCCGUUCAAUAAACAAACAGAAGCGAGAUCGAGGGAGAGAAAGGAACUUCGAAGCUGCGUUUCUUCAACCAACCGCCAUGGCUGCGUUUCUCACUCGAACAUCCUCACGUUUCUCUCAUCUACCAUCACCACAUCGCGUAGUUUCUCUCCACACAACCCUCCCUUCUCUAUCUACACCUACACCUUAUGCUCCACCUCCUCCCCCAUCGGCUACCUCUCCCGUCAGCGUUUCGAAAACGGCUGAGUACGUUAUCUCGAAGGUCGACGAUCUCAUGAAUUGGGCUCGUCGUGGUUCUAUCUGGCCCUUGACCUUUGGACUCGCUUGCUGUGCUGUAGAAAUGAUGCAUACUGGUGGUGCUCGUUACGAUAUGGAUCGAUUUGGUAUCAUUUUUAGGCCUAGUCCUCGUCAAUCUGAUUGUAUGAUUGUUGCUGGUACUCUCACCAAUAAGAUGGCACCCGCUCUUCGCAAGGUUUAUGACCAAAUGCCCGAGCCUAGAUGGGUUGUCUCCAUGGGAAGUUGUGCUAACGGAGGAGGAUACUACCACUACUCUUACUCUGUUGUCCGGGGAUGUGACAGGAUAGUUCCUGUUGAUAUUUAUGUUCCAGGCUGUCCUCCAACUGCUGAGGCUUUACUGUAUGGACUCCUCCAACUGCAGAAGAAGAUCAAUAGGCGCAAGGACUUCCUCCAUUGGUGGACACAGUGAGGUUGAUUAAGUUUAUCUCUUGGCAACAAGUUAUUCUAUAAUAAUCAUUUCAUGGUAGUUUUACCUUGCUAUGAAUCACCCUUUGUUUGGUGGAUAGUAUGUUGAUAUAUUACUAUCUUUCUGUAUGUUCUCUGGAAUUUUUUGGGGCUUAAGGUCUGGGAAAAGUUGAAUGUUUCUUAUAUGUUAAUGCUUCUUAUGUAUCUGGGAUGAAAAAAACACUUAUAUUUGGCUCAAAAGUUAUAAUGUUUAUGUUUGACCACUCUUGCUUUCUCCU
This is a messenger RNA of Cicer arietinum (chickpea), 996 nucleotides long. RefSeq names its product NADH dehydrogenase [ubiquinone] iron-sulfur protein 7, mitochondrial. The record is from RefSeq and is a predicted model, not a curated record. Gene Ontology annotation, biological process: electron transport coupled proton transport; aerobic respiration; mitochondrial respiratory chain complex I assembly. Gene Ontology annotation, cellular component: respiratory chain complex I. Gene Ontology annotation, molecular function: 4 iron, 4 sulfur cluster binding; NADH dehydrogenase (ubiquinone) activity; quinone binding. NCBI's taxonomy places the organism in Eukaryota, Viridiplantae, Streptophyta, Magnoliopsida, Fabales, Fabaceae.